AUGGGAUGGGUAUCCUUUGAGGACAAGCCCAAUGUUAAUUCAAACCCAUUACCUAAGCAUGCCCCAAAUAGUAGUGGAAUAGGCAUGAUCGAAGUGGGAAAUCAAUGCAAGGUGUUGAAGGUGCCCAUGAAGAGGUUGUACGACAUGUUGGUACAAUCAGGAUUUCUAAAGACAAAGGUGGAGAGCCGUUUGGAGGGAUAUGAUUACUGUGAAUACCAUGGAAGAGAUGGACAUCAUAUUGAGGAUUGCAUCGAGUUUUGCGAAAAGAUUGCAAAAAUGCUAAAAACAGGGGAGUUGAGGAUUGAACCCAUGAAGAGCAGCGGUGAGGUGAGUAUGAUGGAAGGUCGAGAUGAGAUGGCAGGAGUAUGUAGGAUCCAACAAACAGCUAAGGGGCCACCAAGGCUAAUCUUGGUCAAACCUUCCUGCACAAAAGGAAACCACAAUGCCAUGCAUUACAAUUACGGCUAUACCUCCAACGUUCAAACUCCACUUCCCUUGUUCCAAACCGAGAUUAGUGGUUUGACUCGGAGUGGUCGUUGCUUUACGCCCGAGGAGUUGAGAAAGGCAAAGGGCAAAGAAGUGGUAGAUCUUGACAAAGCACUAGAAGUUAAUAAGCCAGUAACGGAAGAGGAAUCGAAUGAAUUCUUGAAGUUGAUCAAGCAUACUGACGAGCUCGAUGCUGAAGGUACCGGACAUAACAAGCCUUUAUACAUUACGGUUAGGUGCAAGGACUGCCUCAUAGGAAAAGUACUCAGUGAUAAUGGCUCGGCCCUUAACGUGUUGCCAAAACACAUGCUAGAAGAAAUGCCGAUCGAUGAAUCCCAUAUUAAGCCAAGUACUAUGAUGGCCAGAGCGUAUGACGGGUCGCCUAGGCCAAUAAUUGGGACUUUAGAAGUGGAGCUAUAUGUGGGACCACAAAUGUUCCUAGUAACACUUCAGGCCGAGGAGACAGUAUCCAUGACAAAGAAUGUAGCUGUGCCUUUUAUCGAAGCGGGUGAUUGCAAGGGUAACAAUAUCCAUGCCUUUGAGAUCGUGAACACCGACUGGGUGCCGGAAAACACAGUGCUAAGAAGGCCAAGGAUCUCAGAAGCAGCAAGGAUGGCAAGUCUAUGCUUCUUGAACCGCGGAAUCCCAUUUCAGUAUAACCUUAUUAUCGGGAUACCAGAAGGGGUUAAUUUGGCAAAGAUGAAAAGUGCUGCUCAAAGAUUUGGGCUAGGGUACCAACCUAACCAAGAGGAUUAUCGGUGGGCUGCUAGUCGGAGAAGGGCAAGAAGGAUGGCUAGAAUUAAAGGAAGAGAGCCUGAUGAAGAAAAGCUGGAAAUCCCUCCCCUUAGCGUGUCAUUCCCAAAAGCUGCAUACAUAAUUGAAUUCACUAGGCUAGUAGAACAACAGGAACAGACUUGGAAGCCUAUCGCUGAGGAACUUGAAACCAUCAAUGUGGGCAGUGAUCAGCUUAAGAAAGAGUUAAAAAUAGGUACCCUAAUUACUUCUGAACAAAGGAUCAAAAUGAUCACCCUAUUACAAGAAUAUUCAGAUGUCUUUGCUUGGUCCUAUGAAGAUAUGCCUGGUUUGGAUACAAAUAUUGUAGUACACAAGAUACCGUUGGAAGAAGGUUGUAAGCCAGUCAAGCAGAAGCUGAGGAGGGCCCACCCGGAUGUCUGGAUCAAGGUCAAGGCAGAACUCGAGAAGCAAUGGGAUGCUGGUUUUCUAGAAGUCGUUAGAUAUCCGCAAUGGGUAUCUAACAUUGUUGUGGUGCCUAAGAAGGAGGGGAAGAUUAGAGUGUGCGUGGAUUUUCGGAAUUUGAAUAAAGCUAGCCCCAAGGAUGAUUUUUCGCUACCACACAUAGAUGUUUUAGUAGACAACGCUGCCCGGAGUUCCACAUAUUCCUUUAUAGAUGGUUUUUCAGGAUACAACCAGAUAAAAAUGGCUUCGGAGGAUAAGACGAAAACAACUUUUGUCACACCUUGGGGAACGUUCUGCUAUAAGGUCAUGCCAUUUGGAUUGAAGAAUGCAGGAGCAACCUAUCAAAGAGCAAUGGUGACUUUGUUCCACGACAUGAUGCACAAGGAAAUUGAGGUGUAUGUAGACGACAUGAUUGCCAAGUCUAAAAGGGAAGAGGAUCAUGUUGAAGUUUUGAGGAAGUUAUUUGAGAGACUGAGGAAGUAUGAAUUAAGGCUCAAUCCUGUAAAAUGUUCAUUCGGAGUUAAAUCGGGUAAGCUGUUAGGAUUUGUGGUAAGUGAUAGAGGUAUAGAGGUGGAUCCAGAUAAAGUGAAGGCCAUCCAAGCUAUGUCAUCCCCUAAGACGGAGAAAGAAGUAAGAGGAUUCUUGGGAAGAUUAAACUACAUUGCUAGGUUCAUAGCUCAGUUAACAACAACGUGUGAACCAAUAUUCCGACUACUAAGGAAAAAGAAUCCUGGAACCUGGAAUGAGGAGUGUGAGGAGGCAUUCAAUAAAAUCAAGCAUUAUUUACAAAAUCCACCUUUACUGGUGCCUCCGGUAUCAGGAAAACCUCUAGUAUUGUAUCUAACAGUGACUGAAGCGGCCAUGGGAUGUGUAUUGGGUCAGCAUGAUGAAACCGGAAGGAAGGAAAGAGCUAUUUAUUACCUAAGUAAGAAAUUCACUGAAUGUGAGUCUAGAUACACGGAGAUAGAAAGGCUUUGUUGUGCGUUGGUGUGGGCUGCAAAGAGGUUGCGACAUUAUAUGUUAUACUAUACCACUUGGUUAAUUUCAAAAGUGGAUCCUCUGAGGUAUAUUUGUAACAAGCCCUUUCUCUCAAGUCGAAUUGCAAGGUGGCAAGUUCUAUUAGCAGAAUAUGACAUAGUAUACAUGACAAGAAAAGCCGUAAAAGGAAGUGCAAUUGCAGAUCAUCUGGCCGAUAAUGCUGUUGAAGAUUAUGAACCUUUGGAUUUUGACUUCCCUGAUGAAGAUAUAUUGUCAAUAGAGAAAGAAGAAGAGAAGACAGAUUGGUGGACGAUGUUUUUUGAUGGUGCAGUGAAUGUAUAUGGUAACGGGGCCGGUGCGGUAAUAAUCUCUCCUAAUAAGAAACAAUAUCCAGUUUCGGUUAAACUACAUUUCGAGUGCACCAACAACACAGCUGAGUAUGAAGCUUGUAUCCUCGGUUUAGAAGCGGCAUUAGAGUUGAAGAUAAAGAAGUUAGAUGUAUAUGGAGAUUCAAUGUUGAUUAUUUGUCAAGUUAAAGGGGAAUGGCAGACCAAGGAGGACAAGUUGAGGCCGUACCAGGAAUACCUAUCCACGCUAGCAAAGGAAUUUGAAGGAAUUAGAUUCACCCAUCUGGGAAGGGAGGGGAACCAUUUUGCGGAUGCUUUGGCCACGUUAGCUGCUAUGACUACCAUUGAUCUCAAGUGCAAGGUACAACCGGUACACAUUGACAUUAGAAAUGACCCAGCUUAUUGUUGCUUAGUUGAAGGAGAGAUAGACGGACAUCCUUGGUAUUAUGAUAUCAAGAACCUUGUGCAAAAUCACGAAUAUCUGGUGGGAGCUUCCAAAACGGAUAAGAAAACUUUGAGAAGGUUGGCUAUAGACUUCUAUUUAGAUGGAGAGAUUUUGUACAAAAGAUCAUUUGAUGGGACCCUACUAAGGUGUUUGAAUGAGGCAGAUGCUAGAAAGGCAUUACGGGAGGUCCAUGAGGGGAUUUGCUCAACCCAUGCUAGCGGGCAUAUGAUAGCGAGGAAAAUCCAAAGGGCUGGUUAUUUUUGGAUGACACUAGAGAAAGACUGUAUCGAUUAUGUCAGGAAAUGUCAUAAAUGUCAAGUUUACAGUGACAAGGUCAAUAUGCCACCAGCUCCUCUAUUUAAUCUAAUAUCCCCUUGGCCGUUUGCAAUGUGGGGAAUUGACGUGAUCGGGCCUGUUAACCCAAAAGCUAGCAAUGGUCAUAGAUUCAUCCUCGUAGCUAUUGACUACUUCACAAAAUGGGUAGAAGCUAGUUCAUAUGCCCACGUAACACAGAACAUAGUGAAGAGGUUUAUAGAGAAGAACUUGAUUUGUCGAUAUGGUCCUCCUGAAAAGAUAGUGACAGAUAAUGCACAGAAUUUCAAUGGCAAAAUGAUAGCGGAGCUGUGUACUAAAUGGAAAAUCAAGCAUUCGAAUUCUUCACCAUACCGACCAAAGAUGAAUGGCGCAGUAGAAGCCGCCAACAAGAACAUCAAGAAGAUUAUUCAGAAAAUGGUAGUCACAUAUAGAGAUUGGCAUGAGAUGUUGUCAUUCGCACUUCACGCAUACCGCACUACAGUCAGGACCUCGACAGGGACUACCCCAUAUUCUUUGGUAUACGGUAUGGAGGCAGUGAUGCCGUUGGAAGUGGAAAUCCCAUCGUUAAGAGUAUUAAUGGAUUCCGAACUAGAAGAGGCUGAGUGGGCCAAAGUGAGAUAUGAGCAACUGAACUUGAUCAGCGAAAAGAGGAUAGCUGCAAUAUGUCAUCACCAACUUUACCAGAAACGAAUGGCCAAGGCAUAUGAUAAGAAGGUUAGACCGCGGUUGUUUCAAGAAGGGGAUCUAGUAUUGAAGAAAAUAUUGCCGUUACCUGGAGACGAUCAAAGCAAAUGGGCACCGAAUUACGAGGGUCCUUACGUAGUAAAGAAGGCAUUCUCAGGAGGAGCGCUGAAGUUGGCUAGAAUGGAUGGGGAAGACCUAGCUCGACCUGUGAAUUCUGACUCUGUAAAAAGAUAUUAUGUUUGA
Populus trichocarpa (black cottonwood) is the source of this 4695-nucleotide messenger RNA. RefSeq lists its product as uncharacterized. Gene Ontology annotation, biological process: DNA integration. Gene Ontology annotation, molecular function: nucleic acid binding; RNA-DNA hybrid ribonuclease activity. The record is from RefSeq and is a predicted model, not a curated record. Lineage: Eukaryota; Viridiplantae; Streptophyta; Magnoliopsida; Malpighiales; Salicaceae. The transcript has 4 exons. The coding region runs from base 1 to 4695 and encodes 1564 amino acids.